AUGGACUCGGAUAUUGAACAUAUCAUGGAUCAAUUAAAAAAGGCGAGAAGUAUUGCAAAAGGAAACGUAACGCGAAAGGCUAAUAAAGUCAAUGAGAUACUGACAUCAUGCGACAAUGUCGAUUCUGUAAAGGAAAUUGCUAAGGAACUAGAUGAAGUUUUAAAACAUUUCGAAGUUGCGCAUGAAGCUUACCAUAAUUUGCUCAAGGAAGAACAUGAAGUCGAGGAAUCUAAAUUGUAUUUUAAUUCGGUUAACGAACUCGUUUCGGAGCAUAGGACGAAAAUUCAAUCGUGGCUUGAACAACCGGCUAUUCAACUUGGGCAAGAAAGCCAAAACCAAAUUCAACCAGAGGAUUCUAUUUCCACUGCCGGAUCACACAAGUCGUCGCGUUUUCAAACACGAUCAAUUGCUACCUCAGUUAGGAGUUCGUCUAGCGCAAGGGCAAGAGCUGCCGCAAAACAAGCCGCGCUUGAAGCGAAAGCGAAUGCGCUUAACAAACUGCAUGAACUUCAAUUGGAAGAGCUCAAAAUAAAACAGAAAAAAUCCCAAGUCGAACUUCAAGCAGAAAUAGCUGCCGUGGAAGCAGAGAAACAUGUCUAUGAACAAUCUGAAGCUAGUGAUGUUAACUCCAACCGAUCUGCCCGUUCGCGUCACGUUGCGGCGAAGUCGAUUCAGCAACACGUCCGCGCAAAUAAACCGGCAUCUCUCAAACCACAUGCUACAGAGAAUAGCCUACGACAAAGGGAAGCGUUCAAUAGUCAGCAGCUAAACCCGACUACUCCGGAGUGGACUCCAGCCAGUGCGCUCCCUCAUGAUCACUCGUUCCAGCGUCUAAUGGAAACCCAAGACCGCCAGAACGUUGUUCUUCAACAGAUGAUUCAGCAACAGAUGCAAGGCGUAACAGCGCUAACAUUACCACAACCUACCAUGAAGAUCUUUAACGGAGAUCCUAUCGAAUAUUGUGACUUCAUCCGAAGUUUCGAACAUCUUGUCGAAACGAAAACGCCAAGUUCCAGCUCCCGCCUCUAUUACCUAGUACAGUACACGUCUGGGCCGGCCCAGGAACUCAUGAAGAGUUGUUUGUCCAUGGAACCAGAGAAGGGUUACAACGAAGCAAGACGUUUACUCAAGGAAAGGUACGGACAGAGUUUUCGAAUAGCUGCAGCGCAUAUAGGAAAACUGACAGAAGGACCACCAAUCAAGGCUGAAGAUGGAAAUGGGCUUCUCCAGUUUUCAAUCCAACUGACAAGUUGCACCAACACCUUGAAAGAAAUCGGCUCCCUGACGAAACUGGACCAUCCCGAGAACCUACGAAAGAUUAUUAACCGCUUGCCGUUUGGAAUGAGACUGAAGUGGCGGGAUGUUGUCGAUGGGAUCGUAGCUAAGCAAGGCCGAGAUGUCACGAUAAACGAUGUCACAGAGUUCGUAACGGUUAAGGCAAGAGCAGCUACCCACCCAGUCUUCGGGAAGAUUGUGAACGAAAACAAGGGAAGACAAGAGGAAACAAAGGGAAAGAGAACGCACGACAGAAGAGCAAACGGUUUUGCAACCCAAGGAGACCACAAAGCGGGUGGCAAAGACCAAGACGGCAGGACAUGCAAGAAUAUAUGUCCCUGCAAUGAAAACCACUGGCUAGCUCGUUGCGGAAAGUUCAGGAAGAUGUCACUUGAUCAGCGAAUGAAAUUCGUGAAGAACAAGAGACUUUGUUUGAAUUGCUUCAACGCUGGACAUUUUGUACGCUCGUGCCCUAAAGAGAGUUUCUGUAAGAUAGAAGGAUGCACCGGUAAACACUCAACGUUUCUACAUCCCAAGCCUACACCGAAUGAUCACGAAGACAAAAAACCCCUUUCAAAUCAAGCUACAAAGGAAGAAACUGAGGGAUCAACGAAUUCUGCCAACAACGGUUACGUAAGGAGAUCUCCAAAUAGGGAACAGUUGAAGAAGUCCUCGGUCACGGGUCUAGCUGUAGUUCCGGUUCGAGUUAGAGUGAAAGGUUGCACCGAAAUGGUAGAAACCUACGCGUUCUUGGACUCUGGCUCAAACACCUCCUUUUGUACAGAAGGCCUUUUGAAGGCAUUGAACAACGAAGGAAGAAAAGCGAAGUUGUCGCUGACAACGAUGCUCGGCGAAGGUGCCCCAGUUGAAUGUUCUCUCGUCGAGAUGGAAGUUUUCGAUCUGGAUCAACGAAAUCAUGUCGAUCUCCCUAAGGUUUAUUCAACCAAGAGCCUGCCCAUUCGCGCAGAAUGCAUUGGGAGGCAAGAAGAUAUCGAACGAUGGCCAUACCUAAAGGGCAUAACAAUUCGACACAUUGAUGCUGACGUAGGCCUCCUUAUCGGUAGCGACGUUCCAAAGAUGCUACAGCCUGAAGAGGUACGGAUGAGCAAGAAUGGGGGCCCUUUUGCCACAAAAACACUAUUCGGAUGGGUUCUGAAUGGACCGCUGGGUAGAGAAGAUGUCGACGUCCCGACAGCAAAUCCCGUUCAAGCAGACAGCACACUGGAGCAGCGCUUCGAAGAGUUUUGUAAUAUGGAGUUUAAUGACGUGAACCGUGAACUCGAAUCGACUAUGUCACAGAAUGACAAAAAGGCUUUGAACAUAAUGGAAGGGUCAGUAAAGUUAGUGAAUGGACACUACGAGAUUGGUAUGCCUUGGAAAAAGUUCCCACCUUACCUGCCUAAUAAUAUGCCUCAAGCCCAACGACGUCUAGGAUCUCUUAAAAGGCGACUUCAACAAGAUCCAUCACUUCUGGAAAAGUACAAGAAGUUUAUGGACAAUCUAUUCUUGAACGACUAUGCAAGAAAGGCUACUACACAAGAUAUCGGUCCGCUGAAAUCAUUCUGGUACCUUCCCCAUCACCCGGUGUUCCACCCGCAAAAACCCGAAAAGAUUCGCGUCGUGUUUGAUUGCUCUGCCAAGUACCGUGACACCUCGUUGAACGACCAGCUGUUACAGGGGCCGGAUCUUACGAAUACGCUCGUUGGCGUGUUAACGAGGUUCAGGGAAGAACCGGUGGCGAUGAUGGCGGACAUCGAGGCAAUGUUCUAUCAAGUACGCGUUCCUUCAAGUGACUGCGACGCCCUCAGGUUUCUGUGGUGGCCCGACGGCGAUCUCUCCAAAGACCCAGAGGAGUAUGAAAUGCGAGUGCAUCUUUUCGGCGGAGCGUCAUCACCAAGCUGUGCCAACUUUGCACUCAAGAGGACCGCCAAAGAUAACCAGGCUGAAUUUGAUCCUAAGGUUAUUGAAACCGUAGAAAGGAACUUCUAUGUCGACGAUUGCCUUAAGUCAGUUAGCGAAGAAGAAGAAGCUGUUAAUCUGUCACAGCAACUACGUGAGCUGCUGGCCCGAGGAGGUUUCAAGUUGACGAAAUGGCUGUCGAAUUCAAGAAGGGUCGUCGAAGCGAUCCCCGAAUCUGAAAGAGCAUCUAUCGUCAAGAACCUCGAUUUCAACUGUUGGUCUGUCGAGCGAGCUCUGGGAACGCAAUGGAAUAUAUCAUCCGAUCAGUUUGGCUUCAGCAUCGUUAUAAAGGACCGUCCUCCCUCGAGAAGAGGCAUAUUGUCGAUCAUUAGCUCGGUGUACGAUCCACUCGGGUUCGCCGCCCCGUUUGUAUUCCAAGCUAACUUAUCCUUCAAGACCUUUGUCGCAUGA
Molecule: messenger RNA, 3645 nt
Organism: Dendronephthya gigantea
Lineage: Eukaryota; Metazoa; Cnidaria; Anthozoa; Malacalcyonacea; Nephtheidae
Exons: 1
Coding region: 1-3645 (1214 amino acids)
Molecular function (GO): nucleic acid binding; zinc ion binding
Source: RefSeq, a predicted model, not a curated record